This is a messenger RNA of Ctenopharyngodon idella (grass carp), 1204 nucleotides long. RefSeq names its product NADH-cytochrome b5 reductase 2. NCBI's taxonomy places the organism in Eukaryota, Metazoa, Chordata, Actinopteri, Cypriniformes, Xenocyprididae. Gene Ontology annotation, cellular component: mitochondrion. The record is from RefSeq and is a predicted model, not a curated record. The coding region runs from base 159 to 1085 and encodes 308 amino acids. Gene Ontology annotation, molecular function: oxidoreductase activity; FAD binding. The transcript has 9 exons.
CCUACUCUUCUACUAUUAACUGGCCUUGGUGCAAAGGUUGGAAUACAGGAAAAAGAUGAACCAUGAACAAUUGCUACCUCACAUACAGUGAACACUGAGCACCACUGAUACAGUACAGUACAGUACAGUACAGUACAGUACAGGAAUAAGACUGCAGCAUGGAUCAAGUUCUAACAGUACCUGUGCUAAUUGGGAUAUCUGUAGUGGUGAUCACGGUCCUCUUCCUCGUCCUAAAAUCAGGAGGCUCCAAUGGAGGUCAAAAGCAGAGCAAGUUUCCAAAAACCUUGCAGGAUCCCAAUGUGAAAUACCCACUGCCACUCAUAGAGAAAGAGGAGAUCAAUCAUGACACUAAAAAAUUCCGGUUUGGUCUUCCAUCCUCGUCUCACGUUCUUGGUCUCCCUAUUGGUCAGCAUGUUUACCUGUCUGCAAAGGUGAAUGGGAAUCUGGUUAUUCGCGCGUACACACCCGUGUCCAGCGAUGAAGAACAGGGAUACGUUGAUCUAGUUGUAAAGGUCUACUUUAAAAAUACUCAUCCAAACUAUCCUGAUGGAGGCAAGAUGUCUCAGUACUUGAAUGAUAUGAAGAUUGGAGACACCAUUGACUUUAGGGGUCCAAAUGGAUUACUGGUAUACAAUGGAAAUGGGCAGUUUGGUAUUCGUCCUGAUAAAAAAUCUGAAGCUAAACUGCGGAAGUUUAGACACGUGGGCAUGAUUGCUGGUGGAACAGGCAUCACUCCAAUGUUGCAGCUGAUCAGGAGUAUAACCGCAGAUCCUGCUGACAACACCAAGUGCUCCCUUAUAUUUGCCAACCAGACUGAGAAGGACAUAUUGUUACGUAAAGAGCUGGAUGAAGUUCAUAGAAAUCAUCCUGAUAAACUCAAUCUGUGGUACACACUGGACAAGCCCUCUGAAGGGUGGAAGUACAGCAAAGGGUUUGUUGAUGCUGACAUGAUAAAAGACCAUCUCCCGCCUCCGGCCAAUGAUGUGCUCAUCGUGAUGUGCGGUCCACCCCCCAUGAUCCAGUAUGCGUGCCUUCCAAACCUCGACAAGCUGGGCUACAAAACUGAGAACACUUUUGCAUACUAAGUCUUCUGCAACUGUUCAGUGUAUUACACAAACAUAAUUGUAAUAGAUGGUUUACAUCUUGUGAAACAUGUCAAAUCAAUGCCAGAUGUAGGUUUUGAAAAUAGAUCUUUUUUUUGGGA